AUGUUUGGGAAUGAUGUAGAGAAGGCACCUGAGCGCAGGCCAUCAUCACUAUGCCCUUCUGAAGACGCCGCCGCCGAGGACCCCCAGAUUCUCCAUCUUACCAUCUCCAAUACAAACGCUCCGCCUCCAAUUUUUGAUCCAAAUACAUUCAACCCGCCGGACGGAGGCUUCACAGCUUGGUCUCAGGUCGUUGCCGUUAUAUUCAUCAACUGCUUGGCAUGGGGCUACCCUGCGUCGUUCGGCGUGUACCAGCUCUACUAUGAGGAGUCACUUGGCCUGCCUUCAUCACAGAUCUCAUGGAUUGGUUCCUGCCAGACAUUCUUGACGUUUGCCUUCUGCGCCCCGGCUGGUCGUCUUGCCGAUGCUGGAUAUACCAGGGAGACCGUUGCAGUUGGAAGCUUCUUGGCCAUAUUCGGAACAUUCAUGACAAGUCUAUGCCAUGAGUACUGGCAAAUAUUCCUCUGCCAAGGUGUCUGCACAGGUAUUGGCCUCGCUCUCCUCUUCAUGCCCGCCGUGACAGUUCUGGGCUCUUACUUCAAGGCGAAGAAAGCGUUUGCUCUGGCACUAGGCGCGAUGGGCACUGGCUUGGGAUCUAUCAUCUUUCCUGCCACUCUGCAGUAUCUCAUUCCGCAGGUCGGCUUUCCGUGGGCUGUUCGAUGUGCCGCUUUUGUCGCUCUCGUCAUGAUAGUCACAGCAAACAUCAUGUUGAAGCCAUAUCUCCCGCCAAGAAAGACAGGCCCGCUGAUGGAGUGGGAGGCUUUCAGGGAACUGCCAUUUCUUUUGUUUGUCCUGGGUGCGUUUCUGAACUUCUAUGCCUUGUACUUUGGCUUUUUUUAUAUAAACGUUUAUGCGCGAAACGUCAUUGGCUUCACAUCCGUCGAAGCUGUUAGCUUGUUGCUCAUAGUUAACGCCAUGAGUAUUCCUGCACGACCCAUAAUGGGCUACCUUGCAGAUAAUGUGCUAGGACCGAUAAACACAUUCAUUAUCGGCCUAUUUGCGCUCAGUAUCAUGGUGUAUUGUUGGAUAGGGGUCACGAGUGCCGCAGGCAUGUAUGUCUUUUGUGUAUUCUUUGGCUUCGUCAAUGGCGCAUGUCAGGGAACCUUUGUAGGCGCAAAUGCUAGUUUGACAAAGGACCCUCGUAAGAUGGGCACGCGCUUUGGUAUGGUUCAGACUAUCUCUGCCUUUGCCAGUUUAGCUGGACCUCCAACUGCUGGUGCCAUUCUUGAUACUUCCAAUGGGAAAUUCGUGUAUGCGCAGAUAUGGGGCGGUACUGUGUUUUUGUUUGGCGCCCUCAUGAUUGUGGCGUCCAGAAUUGCAUCAACAGGGUGGGUGCUAAUGAAGAAGAAGUAG
This is a messenger RNA of Fusarium sp. VM40, 1350 nucleotides long. Lineage: Eukaryota; Fungi; Ascomycota; Sordariomycetes; Hypocreales; Nectriaceae. The record is from the annotation of a GenBank genome assembly.